AUGAGAGCAAGAUGCAGUAUGAUAUGGACAGUCUUCCUGGUAACUCAUUGUUUAGCAUAUCAGAUCAAUUCUAGUCUUUAUGAUUCACCACUAAUGCAAGCUUACCAAGACUAUCUUAAAGCUUAUCAACAAAAAGCAUCUCUUUAUGCGAUUACAAAAGAUAAAUACAACAAAAUUAAUUUAAUUAUUUAUAACACUGAAACCCAAGAAGAAGUCAAAAACUUGGAGACUGUGAGACCACUAGACUCGAGCACUUGCAUAACUCAACUUCCAAAUGGCAAGCUAUUCUGUUUUGGCGGAAGUGAUUAUUUUCCACCUUCUGGAAUUACAGUGCUGAUUGAUUCGGAUGGUGGAAUCGAUUGGCUACCAUCUGGAACUCCUUGCUUAUACUCAUCAUGUAUUUAUUCCAACAGCAGCAUCUAUUGCUUUGGAGGAUAUAAUCAAGGUUAUUUAACUCUAUCUAGUAGAUUUGAUUUGGAUCGAAAUCGAUGAAUUCAAUUAACUCCGAUGCCGCAAGCUGACUCUGAAUGCCAUACUAUAGUAUUUAAUGGAAACAUUUUGAUUUCUGGAAUUAAAAAUAGAAAUCUUUGGUUAUACUCAAUUGAUAUUGACUCUUUCUCGACGAUUCCUUAUGAAUUUGUAUAUGGUAAAAGAAAGAUCCUGAUAAAUGCAGAUAGAUUAUAUUUGAUUGAAUGUCCUUAUGGAUCAAUCUAUGAAAGCGAUAUUGGAAGUUGCAUGAAUUGGUGACGAGUAGGAAAAUCAACAAUUAAUUGCAAUCCUCUUCAAGUUUAUUGUUCAUAUAAUAAAGGAGGAAUAUACAUCUCAACUGUUUCUAAAUCGAGCAGAGAAUAUUAUUUUUUUAAUUUAGAUCAAAAAGUCAUUAUUGAUGUUACUUACUGUAAUAAGCAUGUCUGACUUAGAAGAGCAGGUAAAACAAUUGAAGCAAGAAAAUGCAAUAACCAGAGUUUUAAGCUCGAACCUUAUUAUUUAGAUGAAUGAAGUCUAACAGGCAAUACUCUAAAGGCUUUAGGAGAAAAUCUAGAAGCAAUCGAAUGCUGUAACGAAUCAAUCAAAAUCAAUCCAAAGAAUGCUGGUUUUUAUGAAAACAAAGGCGAUGCUUUUUAUCAUUUAGGAAGAUAUCUAGAAGCAAUCCAAUGCUAUGACGAAGCAAUCAAAAUCAAUCCAAAUAACGCAUUGUUUUACAAUAAAAAAGGCAACUCUUUUUAUGAUUUAGAAAGAUAUCUAGAUGCAAUCGAAUGCUAUGACCAAGCAAUCAAACUCAACCCAAAAAAUGUCUUUUUUUACAAUAAAAAAGGCAACGCUUUUUAUUAUUUAGGAAGAUAUCUAGAAGCAAUCCAAUGCUAUGACGAAGCAAUCAAAAUCAAUCCAAAUAACGCAUUGUUUUACAAUAAAAAAGGCAACUCUUUUUAUGAUUUAGAAAGAUAUCUAGAUGCAAUCGAAUGCUAUGACCAAGCAAUCAAACUCAACCCAAAAAAUGUCUUUUUUUACAAUAAAAAAGGCAACGCUUUUUAUUAUUUAGGAAGAUAUCUAGAUGCAAUCGAAUGCUAUGACAAAGCAAUCAAGCUCAUCCCAAAUAAUGCUUUGUUUUACAAUAAAAAAGGCAAUGCUUUUUACGAAUUAAAAAGAUAUUUAGAUUCAAUCGAAUGCUAUGAUGAAGCAAUCAAACUCAGUCCAAACAAUGUUGAUUUUUACAGUAAAAAAGGCAAUGCUUUUUACGAAUUAAAAAAAUAUCUAGAUGUAAUCGAAUGUUAUGACGAAGCAAUCAAGCUCAAUCCAAGCAAUGCUGAUUUUUACUAUUAUAAAGGAAUUUCUCUUCAAAAAUUAGGAAGAGAUUCCGAAGCAGUAGAAUGCUAUGAUGAAUCAAUUAAACUUUUUUCAAACGAUGAACGUUUCUACCAUAAUAAAGGAUGUGCUUUAAAUGAAUUAGGAAGAUAUCCAGAUGCAUUAGAAAGCUAUGACAAAGCAAUCAAAAUCAAUCCAAAUAAUGCCAAGUAUUAUAAUGAUAAAAGCAAUACUCUUUAUGUUUUAGAGAGAUAUCAAGAAGCAAUGCAAUGCUAUGAUGAGGCAAUAAAGCUUGAAUCCAAUAAUCCUUUGCAUUUAUGCAACCGAGCUAGAGUAUUUAUUAAACUCAGACAAGAAGCAGCAGCUUUGCAGGACUUUAAUAGGGCUUAUAAUUUGAUGCAAGAAAAUCAAGAAGGUUGCGCUUUCACUGGGAAUGAAUGAAAACUUUCUGAAAAAGAUAUCAAUUUUAUUAAUGAUGUAUUAGGUCGAGACCGUAUUGAACUACUCCAAAAAAUGCAGAAAUAA
Messenger RNA from Blepharisma stoltei, 2328 nucleotides. NCBI's taxonomy places the organism in Eukaryota, Ciliophora, Heterotrichea, Heterotrichida, Blepharismidae. The record is from the annotation of a GenBank genome assembly.